Messenger RNA from Carlito syrichta (Philippine tarsier), 1327 nucleotides. RefSeq names its product DNA polymerase beta (gene POLB). Gene Ontology annotation, molecular function: DNA binding; DNA-directed DNA polymerase activity. The transcript is spliced from 13 exons. The record is from RefSeq and is a predicted model, not a curated record. Lineage: Eukaryota; Metazoa; Chordata; Mammalia; Primates; Tarsiidae. Gene Ontology annotation, cellular component: nucleus. Gene Ontology annotation, biological process: double-strand break repair via nonhomologous end joining.
CGCCGAGCCGCGCCCCCUGUCAGAAGCAGCCAUUGUUCUGCCGGUCGUGCGGGUCGCGCCCGGGUAGGUAACUCCGGUCCUCUCUCCAAGUUCCGGCUCUUCCUUAAUCCUGGGAGAGGGGCCGGUCCCUGGUUCCGAACACUCUGGAGUCCUCGGGCUCGGGCCGCCAUGAGCAAACGCAAGGCGCCGCAGGAGACUCUCAACGGAGGAAUCACCGACAUGCUGACGGAACUCGCGAACUUUGAGAAGAACGUGAGCCAGGCCAUCCACAAGUACAACGCUUACAGAAAAGCAGCAUCUGUUAUAGCAAAGUACCCACACAAAAUAAAGAGUGGAGCAGAAGCUAAAAAACUGCCUGGAGUAGGAACAAAAAUUGCUGAAAAAAUUGAUGAGUUUUUAGCAACUGGAAAAUUACGUAAACUGGAAAAGAUUCGGCAGGAUGAUACGAGUUCAUCCAUCAAUUUCCUGACUCGGGUUAGUGGCAUUGGCAUUUUUUCCCCCCAAAAGUUUUAAAUUAACACCUCAACUUUGUCUAUCUUCUAUUCAGAUCUCAGAAAAAAUGAAGACAAAUUGAACCAUCAUCAGCGAAUUGGGCUGAAAUAUUUUGAGGACUUUGAGAAAAGAAUCCCUCGUGAAGAGAUGUUACAAAUGCAAGAUAUUGUACUAAAUGAAGUUAAAAAUGUGGAUUCUGAAUACAUUGCUACAGUCUGUGGCAGUUUCAGAAGAGGUGCAGAAUCCAGUGGUGACAUGGACAUCCUCCUGACCCAUCCAAGCUUCACGUCGGAAUCAGCCAAACAGCCAAAGCUGUUACAUCGUGUUGUGGAGCAAUUACAGAAGGUCCAUUUUAUUACAGAUACUCUGUCAAAGGGUGAAACAAAGUUCAUGGGUGUUUGUCAGCUUCCCAGGAAGAGUGAUGGGAAGGAGUAUCCAUACAGAAGGAUCGACAUCAGGUUGAUACCCAAAGAUCAGUAUUACUGUGGUGUUCUCUAUUUCACUGGAAGUGAUAUUUUCAAUAAGAAUAUGAGAGCUCAUGCCCUAGAGAAGGGUUUCACAAUCAAUGAGUACACCAUUCGCCCCUUGGGAGUCACUGGAGUUGCUGGAGAACCCCUGUCAGUGGACAGUGAGAAAGACAUCUUUGAUUACAUCCAAUGGAAAUACCGAGAGCCCAAAGACCGGAGCGAGUGAGGCCCUCCUGAGCACAGCCCAGCAGUAGUCUAACUUAUUUCUUCAUCUCUGCUCUGCAAGGGUUUUGGUGUUUUUAAAUGAUCGUUUCUUCCUCAUACUUCAGUUUGCACUGUAGUCAGUAAAGCCUCUUGUACUGUUACUG